ACCACCUCUCCCACACGCAUCCACCCCGCCUCGCCCUCGCGCCGCCUCACACUGCCCACCGCGGCCAGGCCUGCGCGAACCAUUCCCUCUCUGCAGCUCUUCGCUGGCCGAUCUGCGCUGCCUGCUGCUGCGCCUCGUCCCGCGUCCCCUGCCCGCCGGCGGCGCGCUGCCCCGUCCCGUCGCCGCACGGUCCUGCCCCGUUCCCUGCACUCCGGCCUCCCCGGCACGCGGCCCGACCACUCGCCACGAUGGGUGACAAGCCCAUCAACUUCUCCGAGCAUGUGCAGCUCACCGCGCUCGGCAUCCAGGCCGAGUCGAUCAGCUUCGCCAAUGUGACGAUGGAGUCGGAGCAGUUCGUCUGCGUGCGCGAGAGCAUCAACGGCCAGAACUCGGUGGCCAUCGUCGACCUCAACGACAGCUCGAAUCUCAUGCGCCGGCCCAUCACGGCAGACUCGGCCAUCAUGAACCCGGUGCAGAAGAUCAUCGCGCUCAAGUCGGCGCGGCAGCUGCAGAUUUUCAACAUCGAGGCCAAGGCCAAGGUCAAGAGCCACCUGAUGCACGAGGAUGUCACCUUCUGGAAGUGGAUCUCCAACACGACGCUCGGCGUCGUGACCGAGGGCGCCGUGUACCACUGGUCGAUGGAGGGCGACGCCGCGCCGGCCAAGAUCUUCGACCGGCACGCGUCGCUCGCCGGCGCGCAGAUCAUCAACUACCGCGUCUCGCCCGACGAGAAGUGGGUGGUGCUGAUCGGCAUCAGCGGCAACACGGCGCCCGGCGCGUUCCGCGUCAAGGGCAGCAUGCAGCUGUACAGCCGCGACCGGGGCGUGUCGCAGCCCAUCGAGGGCCACGCCGCGAGCUUCGCCGAGCUGCGCACCGACUCGGCGCCGAGCCCGUUCAAGCUGUUCACGUUUGCCGUGCGGACGGGCACGGGUGCCAAGCUGCACGUGGUCGAGAUCGACCACCAGCAGGGCAACCCGACGUUCACGAAGAAGGCAGUCGAUGUGUUCUUCCCGCCGGAGGCCACCAACGACUUCCCCGUGGCCAUGCAGGUCAGCAAGCGCUACGGCAUCGUCUACCUCGUCACCAAGUACGGCUUCAUCCACCUGUACGACCUCGAGUCGGGCACGUGCAUCUACAUGAACCGCAUCUCGGGCGAGACGAUCUUCGUCACCGCCGAGCACGAGACGACGAGCGGCAUCAUCGGCAUCAACCGCAAGGGCCAGGUGCUGAGCGUGUCCGUCGACGAGAACACGAUCAUCCCGUACAUCCUGCGCACGCUCAACAACACGGAGCUGGCGUUCAAGCUCGCGUCACGCGGUAACCUGCCGGGCGCCGACGACCUCUACAUGCAGCAGUUCCACUCGCUCUUCAGCACGGGCCAGUUCGGCGAGGCGGCCAAGAUUGCCGCCAACUCGCCGCGCGGCAUCCUGCGCACGACGCAGACGAUCGAGCAGUUCAAGCAGGUGCCGAACCAGCCCGGCACGCUCUCGCCCAUCCUGCAGUACUUUGGCAUUCUGCUCGAGAAGGGCUCGCUGAACAAGUACGAGUCGCUCGAGCUCGCCAAGCCGGUGCUGGUGCAGGGCCGCAAGCACCUGCUCGAGAAGUGGCUCAAGGAGAACAAGAUCGAGUGCAGCGAGGAGCUCGGCGACAUUGUGCGCCAGCACGACAUGAACCUGGCGCUGAGCGUGUACCUGCGCGCCAACGUGCCGAACAAGGUCGUCGCCUGCUUCGCCGAGACGGGCCAGUUCAACAAGAUCGUGCUGUAUGCCAAGAAGGUCGGCUACUCGCCCGACUACGCGGCGCUGCUGCAGCACAUCGUGCGCAUCAGCCCCGAGCAGGGCGCCGAGUUUGCCAGCAGCCUCGUCGGCGACGAGGCCGGCCCGCUCGUCGACAUUGAGCGCGUGACGGACAUCUUCAUGUCGCAGAACAUGAUCCAGCAGGCCACGAGCUUCCUGCUCGACGCGCUCAAGGACAACAAGCCGGAGCAGGCGCACCUGCAGACGCGCCUGCUCGAGAUGAACCUCGUCAACGCGCCGCAGGUCGCCGAUGCGAUCCUCGGCAACGAGAUGUUCACGCACUACGACCGCCCGCGCAUCGCCAACCUCUGCGAGAAGGCCGGCCUGCUGCAGCGCGCCCUCGAGCACUACGAGGACGCCGCGGACAUCAAGCGUGUCGUCGUGCACUCGAACCUGCUCAACGCCGAGUGGCUCGUCGAGUACUUUGGCCGCCUGACCGUCGAGCAGAGCCUCGACGCGCUCAAGGAGAUGCUGCGCGUCAACAUCCGCCAGAACCUGUCGGUCGUGGUGCAGAUUGCGACCAAGUACGCGGACCUGCUGGGCCCCGUCAAGCUCAUCGAGAUGUUCGAGUCAUUCAAGAGCUACGAGGGCCUGUACUACUUCCUCGGCUCCGUCGUCAACCUCUCGACGGACGCCGAGGUGCACUUCAAGUACAUCCAGGCCGCCACGCGCACGGGCCAGAUCCGCGAGGUGGAGCGCAUCUGCCGCGAGAGCAACUACUACAACGCCGAGAAGGUCAAGAACUUCCUCAAGGAGGCCAAGCUGGCGGACCAGCUGCCGCUGAUCAUCGUGUGCGACCGCUUCGACUUUGUGCACGACCUCGUGCUCUACCUCUACCAGAACAUGCUCAUCAACUUCAUCGAGGUGUACGUGCAGCGCGUCAACUCGUCGCGCACGCCGCAGGUCAUCGGCGGCCUGCUCGACGUCGACUGCGACGAGGGCGUGAUCAAGAACCUGCUCGCCUCCGUCACGGGCCCCAUCCCCGUCGACGAGCUCGUCGAGGAGGUCGAGAAGCGCAACCGCCUCAAGCUCAUCCUGCCGUGGAUCCAGUCGCGCAUCGACGCCGGCGCGCAGGAUCAGCCGCUGUUCAACGCCGUCGCCAAGAUCUACAUCGACUCGAACAACAACCCGGAGAAGUUCCUCAAGGAGAACAACGCGUACGACCCGCGCGUCGUGGGCAAGUACUGCGAGAAGCGCGACCCGUACCUGGCGUACAUUGCCUACGCCAAGGGCUUCUGCGACGAGGAGCUCAUCGCCAUCACGACGGACAACACCAUGUUCAAGCACCAGGCGCGCUACCUCGUCAUGCGCCGCCAGCUCGACCUCUGGGCCACGGUGCUGCGCCCCGACAAUGUCAACCGCCGCCAGCUCAUCGACCAGGUCACGUCGACGGCCGUGCCCGAGUCGACGAACCCGGACGACGUCUCCGUCACCGUCAAGGCGCUCAUGGCCGCCGACCUGCCGCACGAGCUCAUCGAGCUGCUCGAGAAGAUCAUCCUCGAGCCGUCGAGCUUCAGCGACAACCGCAGCCUGCAGAACCUGCUCAUGCUCACCGCCGUGCGCACGGACAAGGGCAAGGUGAUGAACUACAUCGACCGCCUGGCCGGCUACGACGUCGGCGAGAUUGCCAAGAUCUCCAUCGACCACGGCCUGUACGAGGAGGCCUUCCGCAUCUUCAGCAAGGCCGAGCAGCACACGGACGCGAUGAACGUGCUCGUCGAGCACAUCGUCUCGAUCGACCGCGGCACGCAGUACGCCAACAAGCUCAACAAGCCCGAGCUGUGGAGCCGCCUCGGCAAGGCGCAGCUCGACGGCCUGCGCGUCAAGGACGCCAUCGACUCGUACGUCAAGGCCGAGGACCCGAGCAACUACGCCGAGGUCAUCGAGAUUGCCGAGCACGCCGGGCGCGAGGAGGAGCUGAUCCGCUUCCUGCAAAUGGCGCGCAAGAAGGCGCGCGAGCCGCAGAUCGACACCGAGUACGCGUACUGCCUCGCCAAGGCGAACCGCCUGUCGGACAUGGAGGAGUUCCUCGGCAUGACCAACGUCGCCGACAUCAUGAACGUCGGCGAGAAGUGCUUCAACGACGAGCUGUACGAGGCGGCCAAGCUGCUCUUCAGCAGCGUGUCGAACUACGCGCGCCUGGCCACGACGCUCGUCUACCUCGGCGACUACCAGUCGGCCGUCGAUGCGGCGCGCAAGGCGGGCAACACGAGCGUCUGGAAGCAGGUGCACGCCGCGUGCCUGACGAAGCGCGAGUUCAAGCUGGCGCAGAUUGCCGGCCUCGCCGUGAUCCCGCACGCCGAGGAGCUGCCGUCGCUGAUCCGCGCGUACGAGGCGCAGGGCUUCUUCGAGGAGCUCAUGACGCUGCUCGACGCGGCGCUCGGCCUGGAGCGCGCACACAUGGGCGUGUUCACCCAGGCGGGCAUUGCGCUGGCCAAGUACAAGCCCGAGCGCCUCAUGGAGCACCUCAAGCUGUACUGGAGCCGCAGCAACCUGCCGAUGCUCAUCAAGACGGCCGACGCGUGCCACCUCUGGAGCGAGCUUGUGUUCCUGCACCUCAAGUACGACGAGCCGGACAACGCCGCGCUCAUCAUCAUGGAGCACGGCGGCGUCGCGUGGGAGCAUGAUCUGUUCAAGACGAUCUUGCCGAAGGUGGCCAACAUCGAGAUCUACUACCGCGCGCUGUCCUUCUACCUUGAGCAGCACCCGCUGCUGCUCACGGACCUGCUCACUGUGCUCGCCGCGCGCAUCGACCACGCGCGCGUCGUGCGCCUGUUUGCGCGCAAGGACAACGACAACCUGCCCCUGAUCCGCGGCUACCUCAUCUCGGUGCAGCACCACAACAUCGAGCAGGUCAAUGACGCUCUCGCGGACCUGCUCAUCGAGGAGGAGGACUUCGAGACGCUCCGUGCCUCGAUCGACGGCUACGACAACUUCGACGCGAUCUCGCUGGCCCAGCGUCUGGAGCGCCACGAGCUGCUCGAGUUCAGACGGCUGGCGGCCCACCUUUACAAGACCCGCUCGCGCUGGACGGAGUCUAUCGACCUGAGCAAGAACGACAAGCUCUGGCGCGACGCCAUCGAGACCGCGGCCGUGUCGGGCGAGACGGAGGUGGCCGAGGGCCUGCUCAGCUACUUCGUCGACAUCGGCAUGAAGGAGGCCGUCUCGGCGGUGCUGUUCGCGUGCUACGACCUCAUUCGCGAGGACGUUGCCGAGGAGCUGUCCUGGCGGCACGCUCUGAACGACUACUUGAUGCCGUAUCGCCUGCAGCGCAUGCGCGAUCGCGACACGCGCUUCAAGGCGCUCGAGAAGGAGGUGCGCGAGCGCUCCAAGAAGGACUCAGAAAAGGAGCAGGCCGAGGACAACGCGCCGAUCCUUGGUCCCGGCAUGGGCGGCCAGCUCAUGAUUGGCGGUCCGCAAGCCACGGGGCUCAACGGGCCCCUCGGAGCGCAGCCGACGGGCAUGUACAUGAACGCACCCGUCGGCGGCAUGUACUGAUCCCGAGAAGCCG
Molecule: messenger RNA, 5307 nt
Organism: Tilletiopsis washingtonensis
Lineage: Eukaryota; Fungi; Basidiomycota; Exobasidiomycetes; Entylomatales
Product: putative CHC1-clathrin heavy chain
Exons: 10
Coding region: 249-5294 (1681 amino acids)
Biological process (GO): intracellular protein transport; receptor-mediated endocytosis; Golgi to endosome transport
Cellular component (GO): actin cortical patch; clathrin coat of coated pit; clathrin coat of trans-Golgi network vesicle
Molecular function (GO): clathrin light chain binding; structural molecule activity
Source: RefSeq, a predicted model, not a curated record